AUGGUUCGCCUGGCCCUCCUCGCCGCCCUGGCAGCCGCGGAAACCUUCGACUUCGUCCACGAGCACUGGACGGAGAUCGUGGCGCCGGCCAACGGCGAGCGCUUCGGCGCCGGCGCGGCGCUCGCCGUCGUCGCCGAGCUGCGGUCCGCGUCCCUGCCGGCGGUGCGCAACGCGACCGUCGUGAGCCUGCCGCUGCGCGUCGCGACGUCGGAGCGCCUCUACAGCUUCGGCGUCGGCGAGGCGCCGGCGGACGCCGCGGCGCCGGGCCGCGUCGCCGCCUUCUGCGCCGCCGUCGGCCUCGAGCCGGCGAACUGCGCCAAGGUGACGCGCGUCGUCGCGAGCCUCGCGGCGCACGUCGCCGCGCCGGCGCCGGCGCCCCGCGUCUGCGUCGCCCUGCAGCGCGGCGGCGACGCGGCGCGCGAGGUCUGCGCCGACGGCGGCCGCGCGACGCUCGCCGUCGCCGCCGCGGCGCCGGGCGCGUACGUCGCGACGUCGGCGGCCGAGGGCGCGGCCGGCGCCGCGGCGCCCGCGGGGAGCCCCCAGGCGGCCAAGGCCGCCGUGCGCUUCGAGGGCAUCCUCGGGAACCUCGUCGGCUCGCUCCACUUCUGGGAGCCCGGCGAGGUCCUCGACGUCUACGACCUCGGCCUCUCGCCGGCGGCCCGGGCCGACGUCGCGGCCAUGGCCGACGUGCGCCUCCUGCCCCUCGCGCCGGCCGCCGCGCGCGCGCUCUCGGCGCGCUACGGCGUCGCCGUCGCCGAGCGCGACGUGCCGCCGCACCUGCUCAACGCGUCGACCUACGCGUUCAAGGCCGCCGUCGUCGCCGACGCCCUCGCGGCCCACGGCGCGACGCUGUGGAUCGACGCGAACGCGGAGCUCCGGCGGCCCCUGGACGAGGUCCGGUGCCUCGUCGCGGAGCGCGGCCACUUCCUCGUCGAGCACCCCUACCGCUUCCCGACGGCCCAGUUCCACCACCCGGCGGCCCUCGCGCGCCUCGGCUGCGCCGCGCCCGACUUCUCCCGCGAGCACUGCGCGACGACGUUCAUCGGCGCCGCGCGCCGCGGCUGGCUCGCGCGGGACGUGCUCCCGCGCCUCGUCGACUGCGUCGCGGACCCGGACUGCAUCAACCCGCCGGGCAGCUCGCGGGCGAACCACCGCCAGGAGCAGACGGCGCUCAACGCGAUCCUCUGCGCGCGCGACUACGACCCGGACGGCGCGUGCCACGGCGACAAGCGCUUCCGCAUGACGUCGGACUUCGAGAACGACGCGGACCCCGUCCAACCGACGGCGGACGAGACGGACUGGAACGACGUCGUCUUCUACACGCGGCGCAACCACGCGCUCAAGCCCUACCGCCGCUGCGGACAUGGCGCUGCUGGCCACUGCCCGCACGCGAUGAUCGGCCGCCGCGCCGCCUUGUGCGGCCUCGCCUGCGUCGUCGUCGUCGCGCUCGCCGGGUCGCUCGCGCUCGGCGCGCUGCUCAGCACGUCCUGGUCCCUGCAGCGGUGCCGGAAGCAGAAGAAAUCGCUGUGGGGCUGCCUGGCGCCGUCCUGGGCCGUGCCGGCGCGCUGCGUGACCUGCCGGCAGACCUGCACGGCCGUCGGCGACUGCCUGCAGCGCGUCCAGCGCGCGGAGCGCGCGGCGCUCUGGCACGGCCGCGCCUUCCGGUCGAGCGGCGUCUUCGGCCGCGGCGCCAAGGUCUACCGCCACUCGGCGUCCGGCGACGCCGCCGACGGCCCCACGCGCGCGGACAUCGAGGCCCUCCUGGGCUACGCGCCCGAGCGGGGCCGGAACCGCUGCGUCGACGCCUGCGGCGGCUCGCGGCCGCGCGACCGCGACGGUCCGGAGCGGGCCGCGCUGCUCGCGCCCGGCGCGAUGGCCGCGUACGCGCGGCGCGAGCGGACGACGCCCCGGGCGGCCCUCGCGCGGGCGCGGGCGCGCGCGCGGCGGCGCUACGGCUUCGCGCGGGCGCCGCGCCUGGACGCGGCGCUCGGCUAUUCGGACGCCGCGUGCGACGUCGCCGUGCACCGGCGGCUCGGCGACGUCCUGACGGCCAUCCCGAACCGCACGGUCGCGGACGCGGGCGUCCUCGCGGCCCUCGACAAGGUCGUCCGGACCUGCGCGCUGGAGCCGCGCGUCCACGUCUUCACGGAGGCCUUCGCGCUCGGGACCGCCGCGGGCGCGGCGCGCGCGCCGCCGCCGGACGCCGUCGAGCACGACGCCGCGCCCGACGGCCGGGGCCGCUACGCCCUGACCUUCCGCUACCUCGAGCGCUGGGGGCUGCGGCGCGGCAUCAACACGACCGUCCACGCCGGCGGCGACGUCACGCUCGCGUUCCACGGCAUGGUCACGGCCGACGUCCUCGUCGUCGCGCCGUCGCUCUUCUCCGCGACGGCGGCCUUCCCCGCGCGGGGCCGCGUCUUCGACGCCUGCGGCGACGCCGCGGACGACGCGCUCUUCGCCGACCCGGUCCGCGCGUCCUACAGCCCCCACGCCACACCCGAUAUGGCGGAUUGGCGCGCGGGGCUCUUCGACUCGGACGACGACGACGGCGACGCGGGCGCGGCCUUCGAGCGCUACGCGGCGGAGUUCGCGGCGGCGCCCGAGGAGGACGUGGCCGCGCCGCCGCCGGCGCCGCCCCGCGCGCCCCCGCGCGCCCCCCCGCCGCGCGAGGCCCGCCGCGGGGACAUCCUCGUGAGCGCGGCGGCGGCGGCGGAGGUCGCGCGGUCCUACUCGCCCCACGCGCUCGCGGCCGCCGCGGAGACGGAGCGCGCGCUCGCGGACCUGUCCGCGUCGAUGGGCCUCGUCGGCCGCGUGCGGCCCCUGAGCGCCGACGAGGUCAACGAGGAGCUGGGGCCCGCCGAGGAGGCGCGCCGCCGGCGCCACGCCGCGCGCCGCGGGUCGCCGCAGAAGGCGCCGCGGCGCCGCGCGCCGCGGGGCGACCGCCGCGAGGUCGUCGAGCUCGUCGACGACGACGACGCGUCGUCGAGCGCGUCCGACAGCGGGGCCCGGGCGACGGCGGCGGCCCUCCAGCGCGCCGACGAGCUCGCGAAGCGCGAGGCCGCGGCCGAGGCCGCGCGCGCCGCCGCGGCCGCGGACGCGCGGCGCCGCGCGGAGCACGAGGCGCGCGCGGCCGCGGACGCGCGCGCGGCCGCGCGGCGCGAGGAGGCGGCGGAGGCCGCGCGCGCCGCCGCCGUCGCGCGCGCCGAUGAGCUCGAGGAGAAGCUCGCGGCGGUCCAGGAGCGCGCGACGGCCGACGCGCUCGCGACGGCGACGGCCGAGCUCGAGGCGACGCGCGACCGGCUCCUGCGGGCCCAGCUCCAGCUCAGCGAGGCGCGCGAGGCCGACGAGCAGCGGGCCAAGGAGGAGACGGUCGCCGCGGAGCUCGAGCGCACGCGACGGGAGCUCGCGCGCGCCAACUCGGAGAUCCGCGACGGCGAGGCGCGCGCCGUCCGCGCGGCCGCCGCGUCCGAGCGGGCCGUGCUCCACGCCGCGCUCCGGGCCACCGUCGACCACAUCCCGGACGUCGACGCCGCCGUACCGCCGCCGCCGCCGCGCCGCGCGGCGCCGGAGCCCGAGGCGGCGCCGCCGCCGCCGCGGCCGCCGUCGCCGCCGCGGAGCCCCGAGCCGCGGCCGCGCGCGCGCGCGCCGCCGCGGUCGCCGGCGCCGCGGGCCGAGGACUACGGCGUCCCGCUGCGCUACCUCGAGACGGCGUCGCAGGCCGCGCCGCCCCGGGACCCGCUCCCGGACCCCGUCGCCGCGCUCAUCGUCGAGUCGGACGCGGCGCUCAGUGCGGCGCUCCGCCGGACGACGGCCGAGCGCGAGAACGCGCGCCUCGCCGCGGAGACGCGGCGCCUCCAGGGCCAGAUCGCCGCCAUGCUCCAGGACGCGACGGAGCUCCGCCAGAUGUACGCGGACCGCUGCGGCGACUGCGACGAGUGGCGCGACAAGUACGAGGCCGCGCGGGCCGCGCUCGACAAGAGGCCGACCGCGGGCGCCGCGGAGCUGCGCCGGGACCUCGCGGAGGAGCGGCGGGCCCACGCGGAGACGAAGGACGACCUCCGGUCCCGGGGCCGCGCCCUCGCGGCCGCGCGGUCGUCCGCGGACGCCGCGCGGAAGCGCGCGGACGACGCGGAGCGCCGCGCGGGCCUCUUGGAGGACCGCGCGAAGACGCGCGACAACCUCGCGGCCGAGGACCGCCUCGCGCUCAAGAGCGCGCGGCGGAGCCGGCGGCCCGAGCCCGGCGACGACGCCGCGGAGCGGCUCGAGGCGUCGAAGCGCGACACGAAGAAGGCGCUCGCGCGCGCGGCCGAGCUCGCGCGCGAGGCGGCCAAGGCGUCGACGCGCGUCGCGACCUUCAAGCGGGAGAACGACGCGCUGCGCGCCGAGGCCACGCAGCUCAAAUUGGCGCUGUCCACGUCCGUCGACGACCGCGCGGCGGCGAAGCGCAAGCACGGCAUCCUGGCGACGCAGACCGACGACCGCAUCGACCAGCUCAAGCAGGCGAACGCGCGCCUGUCGCUCAAGGUCGACGCGGCCGCGGCGGCCGAGGCCGCGGCGGCCGCGCGCGCGGACGCGACGGACAAGCUCGCGGAGCGCAUCCGCCUCGCCGUCCAGACGAAGCUCGCGCGCGCCGCGCGCGACUUCAGCAAGUACCAGCGCGACGUCGAGACCAAGUUCCGCGCGCUCGAGGUCGAGGUGGACCUGCCCGCGCCGCCGGCCUUCCUCGGCGCGUCCUCGUCCAAGGGCAAGCGCCGGGGCAGCGCGGCCGCCGGCGCGUCCUAAGGCCUCGAUCGCGUC
Aureococcus anophagefferens is the source of this 4797-nucleotide messenger RNA. RefSeq lists its product as hypothetical. NCBI's taxonomy places the organism in Eukaryota, Pelagophyceae, Pelagomonadales, Pelagomonadaceae. Bases 1 to 4782 code for a protein of 1593 amino acids. The record is from RefSeq and is a predicted model, not a curated record. The transcript has 5 exons.